Messenger RNA from Brachypodium distachyon (stiff brome), 2232 nucleotides. RefSeq names its product DUF21 domain-containing protein At2g14520. The coding region runs from base 221 to 1762 and encodes 513 amino acids. The record is from RefSeq and is a predicted model, not a curated record. The transcript has 11 exons. NCBI's taxonomy places the organism in Eukaryota, Viridiplantae, Streptophyta, Magnoliopsida, Poales, Poaceae. Gene Ontology annotation, biological process: magnesium ion homeostasis. Gene Ontology annotation, cellular component: intracellular membrane-bounded organelle.
AUGGCAUCGGCAGAAAGGCAUCGCAGGCGCGCCGUAUCCCAACCAACCAACGGAACCCACAAACCAUAAAAAGCCCCCAGAGAGAGUCCGAACCCACCAAACGCACGCGCGCGCCACAGUGAAUCUAGCUCCUCCUUACUUUCAUUUACGCCCCCGCGCCCGACACCUCAACACUCCUCUGCUCUGCCCUCCUUCUUCUCCGGAGACGGCGGCAGGAUCCAUGUCGAGCCACCAGGAGUGCUGCGGGACCAUGUUCUGGAUGUACCUGGCCUUCUGCGUGCUGCUGGUGCUGUUUGCGGGGCUCAUGUCGGGGCUCACGCUGGGCCUCAUGUCGCUCAGCCUCGUGGACCUGGAGGUGCUCGAGAAGGCCGGGACGCCGCAGGACAGGCUCAACGCCGCCAGGAUCCUCCCCGUGGUCAGGAACCAGCACCUGCUCCUCUGCACGCUCCUCAUCGGCAACUCGCUCGCCAUGGAGGCGCUCCCCAUCUUCCUCGACUCCCUCGUCCCCUCCUUCGGCGCCGUCCUCAUCUCCGUCACCCUCAUCCUUGCCUUCGGUGAGAUCAUGCCGCAAGCCAUCUGCACCCGCUACGGCCUCCGCAUGGGGGCCAAGGCGGCGCCCGUAGUUCGGGUGCUCCUCGUCGUCUUCUUCCCCGUCGCCUACCCCAUCAGCAAGUUGCUGGACUGGCUACUCGGAAAGGGCCAUUUCGCACUUAUGAGGAGAGCUGAGCUAAAGACAUUAGUUGAUAUGCACGGCGAUGCGGCUGGCAAAGGGGGAGAGCUGACUCAUGAUGAAACUACUAUCAUUACAGGAGCUUUGGAGAUGACUCAAAAGACAGCAAAAGAUGCCAUGACUCCCAUAUCCGAAACUUUCUCACUUGACAUAAACGCUAAGCUGGACCGGCAUACGGUGGGUAUGAUAAUGACCAAAGGGCACAGCCGUAUUCCUAUAUACUCUGGAAGACCAAGCAAUAUUAUCGGUCUUAUAUUGGUAAAAAACUUGCUUACUUGCCGACCUGAGGAUGAAGUGCCCACUCGACAAGUUACUAUCAGAAAAAUUCCAAGGGUGGCUGAUGAUCUUCCUCUCUAUGACAUUCUAAAUGAGUUUCAGAAAGGUCAUAGCCACAUGGCUGUGGUUGUUAAACGCUCUAAAGAAGCAGGAGCAUCUGCUGAAAAGAUUAAUGGGGCUGCAGCAGAUUACAAGAUUAACCACAAACAUGUUCAUGCUGACGGUUUGUCACCCUCACAUGUCGACAUUCCUGGAAGUCGUAGAAAUAACCUUGAAAAGGGAGAUUUGCGCUCACAUAGUAAGAAAUUUGAAAGAAAGCGGGAUAAUAUUCUUGAUUUUAACACCGACCCACUUCCAAGCUAUUCAAUGGACGAGGAAGCAGUGGGAAUAAUUACGAUGGAAGAUGUCAUGGAACAACUGCUGCAGGAAGAUAUCUUCGAUGAAACAGACGAGUAUGUUGAUGUACAUAACAAGAUCAAAAUAAACAUGCUACCUCCAGGAAAAUCAUUGUCACCUCUUAUAUCUCCUAGUGGUGGACCGCUAUCUCAAGGGCUGCGGAAGACCCCUAUGGCUUCUCCAUUAUCACCAUACCGCAAUGGUGGUUCCAUCUUGCGUUCCCCUGUUUCAAACCAUGCUCAGUCUCCUGGGAUUUAUUCGACGACAAUUUCUCCUGGAAGAUCACCCAUGUCUCAAACAACUGUGAGCAGUUCGCCGACUUCAAGUUGGGUCUCGAGGAAUUCCUACAGAAGAACAUAGAGAUGGUGGUGAGAACUGAGCCUAUGAACUCAAGGGGCAACAAUUCCCACCUGUGGCUCAUCCCCAGAUCAAAUUAAGGCAUUGUUGACCGUAGGAUUAAAAGAUGAAGAUCCUACGGCUCCCCUCUAUGGUCGGUCCUUAUUUGUUGGCUUGUAAAUAUCUCUCUCUCUCUUAGCAUCUGAACAUACGGAUUAGCUCUUGCCACCUAUGGCCGGUGUGGCUUUUUUUGCCAACCUGUAGCGACCAUUGCAGAAGAAACUGCAGAGAAAAUGUAAACGAGAUGCAUUUAUAUGUACUGUGCAUUUGCACUAUUCUUGUUUUGCCAGCCCCAAUUACUCAAGUAAACCAGCUGUUGGUGUAUCGCUGAUGACUGUCCUAUAAUGUAAGCAUUGUAGUAACUCCUUCGUGUUGUGGCUUGAGAGAAGGGUCAUGACUCAUGACUAUAUACAGAGGCUUAUGUUUCUAGUGCA